AUUGAAUUUUGGUGUAAACAUGGAGGCGAGCUACUGUAUCUGGAUGAGGCAACUUAAAAUGGCCACCACCGUCUUCCGCCGCACCACCACCACCGCUUCACUCUCAUCCUUAAUCAUCCGGCUACCUUCUUCGAAACCAAUUCUCUCUCAUCUUUUUCACCACCACCACCACCGCCGCCGCCGCUCAAUUUCAACAUCUGCAACUUCUCCGUCUCAGUCUCCGCUUUCCCAAACCCUAAACCAUUCAUGUUCCUCCAAUUCAGGAGUUGAAGAUGGUGAAUUGAAUCUCAGUGACUCCCAGAAGGUUAUUCUGAAAGGAAUGAGAUACAAAGAAUUUCAAAAUUGGGUCACUUCACAAGGAUAUAGACCCGCUCAAGCUUUAAUGUUAUGGAAACUGCUUUACGGGAACAAUUCAAAGAGUAUUUGGGCACAUUCAUGUGAAGAAUUAGAAGGUUUAAACAAAGAUCUUAUGAUGAUGUUGAGUAAACGUGCUAAGCUGAAGGCAUUACAAGUAAAAGAUAUCAUUACAGCCUCCGAUGGCACUAGGAAGAUUCUGUUUACAUUGGAUGAUGGAUUGGUAAUAGAGACGGUCAUAAUACCUAAUGGUGAUAGGGGGAGGAACACAGUUUGCGUUUCAAGUCAAGUGGGUUGCGCAAUGAAUUGUCAAUUCUGCUUCACUGGCAGGAUGGGUUUGCGGAGAAAUCUAACCGCAGCUGAAAUAGUAGAACAAGCGGUCUUUGCACAACGCCUGUUUACAAGUGAAGUUGGCUCCAUCAGAAAUGUUGUUUUCAUGGGUAUGGGAGAACCGCUUCAAAACAUCGAAAAUGUGAUAACAGCUGCGGAUAUAAUGGUUGAUGAACAAGGGCUUCAUUUCAGCCCGAAUAAAGUUACCAUUUCAACAAGCGGGCUUGUACCCCAGAUAAAACAGUUUCUUCGUGAGUCUAAAUGUGCAUUGGCUGUUAGUUUGAAUGCUACAACUGAUGAAGUUAGGAACUGGAUUAUGCCCAUUAAUCGGAAGUAUAAUUUGAAAUUACUUCUUGAUACUCUUCGCCAAGAACUCAGCUUGAAGCAUAAAUACAAAGUUUUAUUUGAAUACGUGUUGCUUGCUGGAGUCAACGACAGCAUUGAUGAUGCAAAGAGGAUAAUUGAUCUUGUAAAGGGCAUUCCUUGUAAAAUAAACCUCCUGACAUUCAACCCGCAUAGUGGGUCCCACUUCCAACCCUCCACAAUCGAGAAAAUGAUCGAGUUUAGAAACACACUGGCUGAAGGCGGUUGUGUUGUGUUCAUGAGGCCGAGUAGAGGUGAUGAUCAAAUGGCUGCGUGUGGUCAACUCGGCAACCCGGGUGAGUUACAAGCACCUUUGCUCAAAGUCCCACCGAGGUUUCAAACUUCGUUAGAGCCGUUGGUGUAACCGGAUUAACUUAUACGUCAUGUUUUAAGUGGCUUGGAGGAAUAUGAUAUUGAAGAAGAUUUUGAGUAUUUGUGUAAAUUUUGAUUUGUACUAUCCAGGUUUCUUGUUAUUUAUGGUCAUAAUAAUUAGAUCUAAAUAAUCAAAUAAUA
Molecule: messenger RNA, 1560 nt
Organism: Helianthus annuus (common sunflower)
Lineage: Eukaryota; Viridiplantae; Streptophyta; Magnoliopsida; Asterales; Asteraceae
Product: dual-specificity RNA methyltransferase RlmN
Exons: 9
Coding region: 20-1411 (463 amino acids)
Biological process (GO): rRNA base methylation; tRNA methylation
Molecular function (GO): RNA methyltransferase activity; iron-sulfur cluster binding
Source: RefSeq, a predicted model, not a curated record